AUGGAGGAUGGAGUUAUGCAGCUCCAGCCAGGGCGCAGUGUAGGGUUCAUGACUCUCGGAUGCUCCCUACACGAAGUACUGACGACUAUCAAAGCCGAAGUCAAGGCCUUUCCACGAUUUCAGCUCUACCACGACGAGUUGCGACCUAUCUCAUCCCCCGUCCAAGUCGUUCUUCCGGACAACGGUCUGCGACUACAGUUCGACGGCCCUGACCAGCGGCUGCGCCUCAUCGAAGUGCUCGAUUUCGCAAAAGCCAAGUUGGUAUACAAGGAUAUCGAGGUGUAUAAACCCGGUGAAGUAGGCUUCUCAGGCGGCGUGUCAGGACCAAGGUUCCGGCAUGUUUACGACAAGCUUCUAGGACCGACGUAUGGCGGAGAGUACAUACCCCCAAAGUCAGAAGACCCAAACGCCAGAGGCACCUACAACCUGUCGUAUCCGGGAAUAGCUUUCAACUUUUCGGUUCAGCACUCUGCAUACUCCCCGAAGAAGGACUUCAUCUCGCUCCUGUCCUCGUCGGCUACAGGUCCCGCGACUUCCAUGGCAGUGUUCAAUGGUGAAUCGUGGCAGAAAGCUCGUGGAACGCUUUUCACAGCAACACCGCCAAAUCCGAGAUCGCUAGCCCUAGGCAAAGCAAAAGAUGGUGGUCCAGACGAGAUCGAAACGGUCAAAGUACACGGAGAAGGUAGAAUAGAGUUUGUCCGGCGGUCUAGUCCUCCGUUCUGGAUUACUCUUAGCGAAACCACACCACAGGACUUGAUCAUGGAGCUUGGCGCCCCCGACUCCAUCUAUCGCAAGAAUGAUCAUCGGCUAUCGAUACAUAAAGAUCGGAGGACGAGCGAUGCAUCGGAUCUCUCGCCUGGCGGACUUACUCCAGACGAUGACUCAGACCACGGCUCGGUGAUCAGAAGCGAUAACGAAGAUGCAUGGGAGGAUGAUGACGAAGCCGCACUAGAGGCUCAGGAGCGAGAAGUUGCAGCGGCCGAGCACUUCUACAACUAUUACCACCACGGCUUCGACAUCUUGAUUUCACAGCCUACGCAGAUCUCACCACCCUCUCCUACUGCAGAGAGACGGGAGUCGGAGCUGCACAGCCAAGGCGAGCUCAGCGCGCAACCUCUGAACCAUCUUACUGCGACUAAGAUCAUAUUCCAUGGUAACGUGCCUGGUUCCUAUCAGUUUAAUCGGCAUAGACGAAGCAGAUGGACGCUCGAGCAUGUGCCCUCAGCUAUGUACCGUGAUCCCCUCAGUUCCGAAAUGGGCUUUGGAGACAUCUCAGGCAGAUUGAAGGAAGUCUUCAAGCCAUAUUACGAGAACGAAGAGCAGGAGAGACUACAGCAACGUGGCAUGGCCCUGAACAGAGGCUGGGGUGACAGUCCAGGUAGCAGUUGUGAGCUACUUGGAGGAUGGGAGGAUAGCUCUGGGAAGAAGAGCAAGUUUGCGAAUGCUGGCAGUGUCUUGAUGGAGGGUGCUGCGGAUGUUGGAAAUGUAGAGCUGUUUGGCUUUCCGGGCAUGGUAUUCGAAGUGUUGAAGAACGGAGCUUGUGGCGAGGUUACGCACACAAGCCAGUCUGCUCGAGGCAUAAGUGCUGGAUAUGUAGCACAAGUAUCAGACUGGUACAUGUCAACAUUAUCCUACUGUGGUAUCGUAAAUUCCAGCAGCAUAAGACUCUAUCUCCGUGCUAUCACCGAACCGAGCCGUACCAUCACCGAUGAGUGGUCGAUCCAAAAAUAUUGGAACUCCAACCACCACUUCCCCGCCGAUUUGCCCGCCCAGGAUGCUAUUAUGCUAACUCCAACACGCAUCCUCCGCGCAUCAUGGUCCAACACCCUCCGACUACCAAAAUCUAGUUUUCCGCCGCGACCGUUAGCGUCAACGAACCCAACCUACCUGAAACGAUGCACCGAUGACCUGUAUGCGUGGCAGGCGAGCCCCGAACGCGUUAUACGUUAUGGACAUUUGGAGAAGCGGUUGAAUGAACAAAAUGGCGAGAAAGAAGGCAGUGCGCCGAGAGAGAGUUUUACUCUGCAUGAUGGACCCCCAUACGCCAAUGGCCCGUUGCACAUUGGCCAUGCAUUGAAUAAGAUCACCAAGGACAUCAUCUGUAGGCAUGAGGUUGGACAAGGAAAGAAAGUGUCGUACAUUCCUGGCUGGGACUGCCAUGGUCUGCCUAUCGAGAUCAAGGCUCUCCAGGCGCAAAAGAAAGAUGCGGCGCAAGCAGAUCCUGUAAGCGUGCGGGACGCAGCGCGCGAAUUGGCAACCCGGACAAUCGAGGAACAGAAGAAGGGAUUCAAAGAAUGGGCUGUCAUGGGCGACUGGGACAAUGCGUAUCAGACAAUGGAGCGUGGUUUCGAGAUUAGACAACUGGAGGUCUUCAAGGCCAUGUUCGAGAAGGGCUUGAUCUACAGGCAGUUCAAACCCGUAUACUGGAGCCCAAGCUCAAGGACAGCGCUUGCGGAAGCUGAAUUAGAAUAUGACGAGGGGCAUAAGAGCUUGGCUGCUUUCGUGCGGUAUCCUAUACACCUAUCGGAGACACUGAAGAACGGGGCGCUGAAGGGUGUUGACGGUGAGGUUAGUGUAGUCAUCUGGACAACCACACCCUGGACUUUACCCGCGAACAAGGCGAUCGCGGUGCACAGGGAUAUGCAUUACUGUGUAGUCAAGGACGCUGAGAAAGGUGGCGAGCUGAUCCUUGUUGCGGCUUCACGAGUAGCGGAAUAUGAGAAAAUCCUUGAAAGGAAGCUCGAGAUCGUUGUAGCAGAUGUGCGCGGAUCAGACAUCGCCGAACAGGCGCAGUACGAGAAUCCAUUUCAGAAGGCAAACGGACUGCAGCCUAUAAUUCAUGCGGACUUUGUCACUGACUCCUCGGGUACUGGGCUGGUUCAUCUCGCUCCUGGACACGGUAUGGACGAUUACAACGUUUGCAUGUCGCUCAACGUUCCAGCUUUUGCGCCUAUAGAUGAUGCUGGUGCCUUUACAAAGGAUGCUUUCCCGGAACAGCCCGAGCUUCUGGAAGGACUGCCUGUUGCUGGUAUCAAGAAAUCGGGUAGCAAUGCUGUGUGCAACUAUCUCCAGAAGCUCGACAUGCUCCGAGGCAAGCAGAAUUACCGCCACAAGUAUCCCAUCGACUGGAGGACCAAGGAGCCUGUCAUCACACGAGCUACCGAGCAGUGGUUUGCGAACGUAGAGGGUAUCAAGGAUGCCUCGAUGAAGGCGAUCGCUGAUGUCAACUUCAUGCCUGCGACUGGUAGAAGUCGUCUUGAGAGCUUUAUCCAGGGACGAAGCCAAUGGUGUAUCUCGCGACAGCGCGCUUGGGGAGUCCCUAUCCCUGCACUAUACAAGGUCGAGGGCGAUACUCUGAAAGCGACUAUGGACUCUGAAACCAUCGAUCAUGUCAUUGAAGUGAUAAAAGAACGUGGCAUCAACGCGUGGUGGACGGAUGCACAAGAUGAUCCAGCCUGGAAGCCGAAGCAUCUUACCGGAACGUACGUGCGUGGUAGAGAUACCAUGGAUGUCUGGUUCGAUAGCGGUACCAGCUGGAAGCUUCUUCCAGAGCAAAAGGAUAAGCCUGUUGCCGAUGUUUACCUUGAAGGCACCGAUCAACAUCGCGGAUGGUUUCAGUCGUCACUUCUCACACACGUCGCUACCCAGUCUUAUUCGACCGAGACUGUCAAAGCACCAUACAAGACUCUUAUCACUCACGGCUUCACGCUCGACUCCGAUGGUCGCAAGAUGAGUAAGUCUCUUGGUAACGUCAUCUCUCCAAUGCAGAUCAUGUCAGGCGAGCUCCUUCCACCGGUCAAGCGGAAGAAGCAGAAGGGCGUCAAGCAAGAUCCCGCAGCAAAGAACACGCCAACAUAUGAUGCUAUGGGCGCUGAUGCGCUUCGCCUCUGGGCCGCAAGUAGCGACUACACGCGCGAUGUCACAAUUGGCCAGCCUGUCUUGAUGUCCGUAAACCAAGCUCUACAUAAGUACCGUGUUACCUUCAAAUGGUUGCUAGGCAUCUUCUCUCUGCCAUCUUGCCCGCCGCCCUUCACUUCCUUCAACGAGCUCACACCCAGUAUCAUUGAGUUCAAAGAACUCACAGAUCGCCUCGCCAUUCAUCGACUUGUACAGGUCAGUGCGGAAGUGCACAACCACUUCGGAAGAUAUGAGUUCUUCAAGGGUGUCAACGCGAUCAACAAGUACAUUUCCAUGGAUUUGAGUGCUUUCUACUUUGAAACGCUCAAAGACCGCGUCUACACUAGCGAUAAGAAUGACUGCGAAACGCUCCAGCGUGUUUUGGGGCUCAUUUUCUACGAACUUCUGCAGAUGCUUGCUCCAGUGUGUCCGCUGCUUGUAGAAGAGGUCUGGGAUCAUCUUCCUGCUGAGCUCAAAGAGAAGAGUAGUCACCCUGCACGCGCAGUUUGGUCGCCUCUUCCUGCGCUCAAGGAGUCUGAAUCGGCAUGUCUGGAGUCUAUGAAUGAGACUACAAGUACAUUGGGAGCUGCUAUCAAAAUUGCGCAAGAGCGUCUCCGCGCAGAUAAGAAAAUUGGUUCGAGCUUAGAGAGCGCAGCUACGGUCUAUCUACCAGCUUCCAAUGCUGAGAAGCUGCACGCGGAGUUUUCGGCGUGCCUGCAACCCUCCACUCCCAGGCCCAUGGACGUCGAAACUCAACUUGCUGGCCUUUUCGUCAUUAGCGAGGUUAACCUUCGCACGCUGUCUGAUUCCUCCGCUCCUGCGAACAGCAUUUUCGCAGCCGAGGAUCCCGACGCGGUAAAGCAGCAUUUACAGUGGUAUGAGGAAGAAGCACUUUCGAGCGAUAGCGGAGUGUUUGGUACGGCGAAAGUGCUUGUUCAUCCACCUAGUAGAGAGAAGUGUCCAAGGUGCUGGCGCUUCGUUAAGGAGGAGCGUGAGGAGGUCUGUGGAAGGUGCGGGGAUGUUGUCUUGCAGCAGGAUCGCGUGUAG
Messenger RNA from Alternaria burnsii, 4944 nucleotides. Its product is annotated as isoleucyl-trna synthetase. Gene Ontology annotation, molecular function: aminoacyl-tRNA deacylase activity; tRNA binding; ATP binding. The coding region runs from base 1 to 4944 and encodes 1647 amino acids. NCBI's taxonomy places the organism in Eukaryota, Fungi, Ascomycota, Dothideomycetes, Pleosporales, Pleosporaceae. Gene Ontology annotation, cellular component: cytosol. The transcript has 4 exons. The record is from RefSeq and is a predicted model, not a curated record. Gene Ontology annotation, biological process: isoleucyl-tRNA aminoacylation.